AUUCGGAGUACAUCAUCAUAUCCAGCAUCAUUAAGAGGAUCUUACUCACAACUAACUAAAAGCCCAAACUAGAGCUGCUCGGGGUUACAUAUACAUGGAGUUUACAUAUAUAGGAGCCCGAACUAGAGCUCGGGCUAAAGCAAUGAGCAGGAGGGAGGAAACAAGUGACGAUGAUCGAGAAAAUAAUUCGGUAUCAGUAGUAGUGAAGAGAAGGAAGCUAAGUAGUAAUUAUGAGAACCAGCUGAAGUCACCUUUGUUAACAUUAGUGCAAACUAAUAAUGCUUGUGAUCGUAUUUACAUUACUGCUACUUCAGCACUCGAGGAAGAGCAAAACGAUUUUUCGACUAAUGCUGCUAGCACGAGCACUACUAGAUCUAGCGGUGUUGAAGCAUCUUGUUGCUCUAGUACUACUACUACUAGAUCAUCAGUUCAUGAAGAACUACUGAAUGUUUCAGAUGUAGAUAAGGAGGAACGUGUUGAAGCUGAAACAUCUACUAGAAAUAAUUUAGACAGAAGAAUUGAAAGUGAUGACUCGUUUUUCAUAACAUCAAAGAUUCAGUUCAAGACAGGAUCAGACAAACCGGAAUCAGAGACAACAAAGAAGCCGUCGUCAUUGGUGAAGAUAAAUAGUAAUGCUAGUCAGUUGCAGGCGGAGAAGAUGCCACCCGAAGCUGAACUCGAAGAAUACUUUGCUACAGUACAACAACCCUUAACCAAACGGUUUAAAGACAAAUAUAAUUACGACAUCAUCAAUGAUAUUCCUUUGGAAGGCCGUUUCGAGUGGAUUCAAGUGAUUAAGCAAGGAAAAUGAUACUGUCAAAGUUGAAAGAAAAAUAUUUUAAAAGUAAAACUAGGACGGGUAAUGAAGAUGAUGAUUAUUAAUGAAUAGUUAAAUAAACACAAUUGAUUGUGAUUCAAUUAUCACAAGAAGAACUGUUUCUAAUAUAUAAACAAAGGUGUAGCUAGAAUAAUACUCGUAUUACGUUACUAUUAUAUAUUAUAGUUUUAAUUUAUUAAA
Molecule: messenger RNA, 1018 nt
Organism: Erigeron canadensis
Lineage: Eukaryota; Viridiplantae; Streptophyta; Magnoliopsida; Asterales; Asteraceae
Product: cyclin-dependent kinase inhibitor 7-like
Exons: 4
Coding region: 95-811 (238 amino acids)
Biological process (GO): negative regulation of cyclin-dependent protein serine/threonine kinase activity
Cellular component (GO): nucleus
Molecular function (GO): cyclin-dependent protein serine/threonine kinase inhibitor activity
Source: RefSeq, a predicted model, not a curated record